Messenger RNA from Manis javanica (Malayan pangolin), 3082 nucleotides. It is a transcript of the gene ZNF281, whose product is annotated as zinc finger protein 281. The record is from RefSeq and is a predicted model, not a curated record. NCBI's taxonomy places the organism in Eukaryota, Metazoa, Chordata, Mammalia, Pholidota, Manidae. Gene Ontology annotation, biological process: regulation of transcription by RNA polymerase II. Gene Ontology annotation, molecular function: DNA-binding transcription factor activity, RNA polymerase II-specific; RNA polymerase II cis-regulatory region sequence-specific DNA binding.
CCGGGCGGAAGCUGCGGCGCAGGCGCCCUGGCUCCGCGGAGCUCGCCUCCGGCCGGGUCGAAGAGUUCCCGGCAGACACCGCGCCGCGGCUGCGCAGGACGGGAGAGCCUUUUAAUUCCAUUGUGGAGAGGACGGCGUUAUUUUUAUUAACUGGAGGCGACGGCGGCGUCGGCGGCGGCGGCGGCGGCGGGACCCCCGGGCUCCCGCGGGGCAUGAAAGUCGGCGGCGGCUUCCUGAGCGGCGGCCCCGGCAGCAGCGGCGCCGGCGGCGGCGGGCGCGCGGCCAUGGAGCCCAGCUUCCCCCAGGGUCUGGUCAUGUUCAACCACCGGCUGCCCCCGGUCGCCAGCUUCGCCCGGCCGGCCGGCCCGGCCGCGCCCCCCGCGCAGUGCGUGCUCGCCGCCUCCGCGCCCGCGGCCCCGGCCGAGCCCCCGCCGGCCCCGGACGUGACUUUCAAGAAGGAGCCGGCGGCGCCGGCCGCGGCCUUCCCCGCGCACAGGGCCUCCUGGGGCUUCCUGCAAUCGCUGGUCAGCAUCAAGCAGGAGAAGCCCGCGGACCCCGAGGAGCCGCCGCCCCACUACGGGGGGCUGUUCGCGGGCGCGGACGGGCGGCCCCCGGGCCUGGGCGGCGAGGCGGGCGGCGCCGGCGUCGUGCAGGACCUCGGCGCCCUGCACCAGCACGGCCCGCAGCCCGCCCCGCACGCCCGCGACGUGCUGCUCGGCGGCAGGGCCGGCGACCACCGCGGCAGCGAGGAGCCAAAGCAGGACGCCCACGUCAAGAAGGCGAAGAGGCCAAAGCCGGAAUCUCAGGGAAUCAAAGCCAAGAGGAAGCCGAGCGCGUCUUCCAGACCUCCGCUGGUGGGAGAUGGCGAGGGCGCCGUGCUCUCCCCGAGUCAGAAACCUCAUAUCUGCGAUCACUGCAGCGCUGCUUUCAGAAGCUCCUACCACCUGCGGAGACACGUCCUCAUCCACACGGGGGAGAGGCCUUUCCAGUGCAGCCAGUGUAGUAUGGGCUUCAUUCAGAAGUACCUGCUGCAGAGACACGAGAAGAUCCACAGCAGAGAGAAGCCAUUCGGGUGCGACCAGUGCAGCAUGAAGUUCAUUCAGAAGUACCAUAUGGAGAGACACAAGAGGACACAUAGUGGAGAAAAGCCAUAUAAGUGCGACACUUGCCAACAGUAUUUUUCAAGGACCGACAGACUGUUGAAGCACAGGCGCACGUGCGGCGAAGCCCUGGCCAAAGGAGCCGCCGGUGCAGAGCCUGGGCCCUCAAACCACAACAAUAUGGGUGAUAUGGCUGUGUUGUCUCAGGGAAAUACAAGUUCUUCAAGGAGAAAAGCGAAGUCAAAAAGCAUAGCUAUGGAAAAUAAGGAACAUAAGACUGGUAAAGCAAAUGAGUCACAAAUUCCAAAUAGUAUAAAUGUGCCGAGUUACUCUGUAGAAAUGCCCAUUGUGUCUUCUAGCGGAGGCAUAAUUGGCCCGGGCAUGGAAGAACUACAGAAAAGGGUGCCAAAACUGAUCUUUAAGAAAGGAAGCAGAAAGAGUACAGAUAAAAACUACCUUAAUUUUGUGUCCCCCUUACCAGACAUCAUUGGACCGAAGUCCUUGUCUGGGAAAGUGGGCGGCUCCCUUGGCAUAGGGUCGAGUAACAGUGUGGAGACCAUUAGUCUUCUCCAAAGUGCAAGUGGCAAACAAGGUCCGAUAAGUAGCAAUUACGACGAUGCCAUGCAGUUUUCAAAGAAAAGAAGGUAUUUGCCGACAGCCAGCAGCAAUAGUGCCUUUUCUGUAAAUGUAGGACACAUGGUCUCCCAGCAGUCUGUCAUCCAGUCUGCAGGUGUCAGUGUUCUGGACAGUGAGGCCCCACUGUCACUUAUUGACUCCUCAGCACUCAAUGCUGAGAUUAAGUCUUGUCAUGACAAGUCUGGAAUUCCUGAUGAGGUCUUGCAAAGCAUUCUGGAUCAAUACUCCAGUAAGUCAGAGAGCCAGAAAGAGGAUCCUUUCAAUAUAACAGAACCACGUGUGGAUUUACACACCUCAGGAGAACACUCAGACUUGGUUCAAGAAGAUAAUUUGAGCCCAGGCACUCAAACCCCCUCAAGUGAUAAGGCAAGCGUGUUGCAAGAAUGCUCCAAAUACCUCCAGCAGGCUUUUGAAAAAUCCACGAAUGCAGGUUUUGCUCUUGGACACGGUUUCCAGUUUGUCAGUUUGUCGUCACCGCUCUACAACCACACUUUGUUUCCAGAAAAACAGAUAUACACUACAUCUCCCCUGGAGUGUGGUUUCGGCCCGUCUGUCACCUCAGUGUUGCCAUCUUCACUGCCAAAGCCUCCCUUUGGUAUGUUGUUUGGAUCUCAGCCGGGUCUUUACUUAUCUGCUCUGGAUGCCACCCACCAGCAGCUGACACCUUCCCAGGAGCUGGAUGACCUGAUCGAUUCUCAGAAGAAUUUAGAGACGUCGUCAGCCUUCCAGUCCUCAUCUCAGAAACUGCCUAGCCAAAAGGAAGAACAGAAGAACUUGGAGUCCUCAGCAAGCUUCCAGAUCCCGUCUCAGGAGCUGGCCAGCCAGAUAGAUCCUCAGAAAGACUUAGAGCCUAGAACAACGUACCAGAUCGAGAACUUUGCACAAGCGUUUGGUUCUCAGUUUAAGUCGGGCAGCAGGGUGCCAAUGACCUUUAUCACUAACUCUAACGGAGAAGUGGACCAUAGAGUAAGGACUUCAGUGUCAGAUUUCUCAGGGUAUACAAACAUGAUGUCUGAUGUAAGUGAGCCAUGUAGUGCAAGAGUAAAGACGCCCACCAGCCAGAGUUACAGGUAAGGUCUCCAGAGUGACCAGGCUGGGGGUCUUCUAAUGUAAUUUUGUUUUAUGUUGAGAACACUGCCAUUGGAAUGUUUAUACACGAUCCUAUUAAGAAUAAUGUAAUGCCCUUUCAAUGCAACUUUUCAUAUUUAGUUUUUUGUUAGUGUGAUUUUAGCUCUGUUUGUAUUAUGAUUUUUAAUCAAAAUCGAUAGAUUAAAAAUAGUUUGACAUUCAAAGUGACAAUGUUUAGCAAUCAGAUUUACAUGUAUAGGUCAUCAGGGANCAAAAAA